ACGUCAUCAAGAACACAAGUCUAUGACGUAAUGUUAUUAUCCUUUCCCAGCAACAAAUGUUGUGAAGUUGUUGUGCAACGUUGUUCAGCACAGUGGGUUUCCACGGAUAUGAUUUUUGAUGAAAAUGUGAGAGGAACGUCGAGAUGUCAAGCGAGGAGCCUGCAAGGAAGAAAUUGAAAAUGGAGCCUCAUAUAGGUGGGGACAAUUGUCGAUUACUGGAGGAAUCGAGUCCACUGAAAGUUACACGGAUAUCUAACCAUAGAGCCGUUUCAGGAUCCGCAAGUGGAGACUCCAGAGAAAGAGGACACCAUCAGGUAGCAUUUGUCGGGAAGUACCAAACAGGUGAGGCGGCACACCAUUCAGAAACAUACGGGACUGUCCCACAAGGGUGUGAACUUGGAGAUAUUUGGGAACAUAAAUACCCCAAACCCCUUGGACAGCAUACCAAAAAGCUUACACCAAUCAAAACCGGAAAUGCUCAUUAUGAUAUCAUUAUUUCAGAUUUGAAAUUGCUUGGGUACAAUCCGAUUCAGUUGGUAGCGAAGGGAAGAUCAGGUUCAAUAGUUCUCGCUCAGGACCUCAGCAAGAACAGCUUCUAUGGAGAGCACGAAUGUAUCCCAGUGGCAAUUAAAUUAAACUCCGGGAAGAUGUCUACAAGACAGGCCUCAGGUGCCGGCACGUUUACAGAAGAGAUGGCGAUUCUAAAAGACUUAGUUCACCCGUCCAUUAUUACUUGGGUUGAGAACAUCAGCUACCAGGGGAGGAUUGGAAUGGUGACGGAAUUCUGUGAAAAUGGAAACUUAGACCAGCUUCUGCGUAUAAAACAACCGCGGUUUUUAACUGAAAGGGUCGCAAGAAAGUACUUCCGGCAACUAUUCGAGGGUAUAGAAUAUCUUCACCAUCAAGGAAUAGCACACAGGGAUAUCUGCACUUCUAAUAUGCUUAUUACAGAAUACAACACAAUCAAAAUAAUUGAUUUCGGUCAUGCCGUCCGGUUUAUGACGGGCGAUCCUCUGAGAAAAGAUACUUGCGGAUCAAAUGGGUAUCAGGCACCAGAGAUAAUUUCCAAAAUUCCUUACAACCCACAGUUAACAGAUUGUUGGUCAUUCGGAUGCCUUUUGUAUGUAAUGACGAUUGGAAACUUUCCAUUCGGACUAAUUCGCUCUGAAAUGUCGUCGAAGUUUUGCAAGAAGAUUCCAUUUCCGGACAAACGUGUGCAGCCAUUGUCACCAGAACUCACGGAACUGAUCAACGGCAUGCUGAUGUGCGUGCCCAAAAUGCGCUUCUCGCUUCCCCAGAUACGGUAUUCUUCUUGGAUGCAAGUGAAUGACGAAGACAAAGUUCAGAUAGGAAACUUCCAUCUUAUUCGACAGCCGCGAAAAAUCAAAGAGGGUAACGAAGAAAAAGUCCUCAAAGCUCUUUAUAAGAUAUGAGUCGGUGUUUGGACCACAAUUUCCGCCUAUCCCAUGGAAAUAGAUUUUAAGUGGAUCCAGCAAAUAGGAAACAAUGUAUAUACAUUACCAGCUGAUCUGAUCAUAUAUAAAAAGCUACUGUUUGUGUCAAUGGAAAUGGGUAUUUGUCACUGUUUUCUUCCUGGUUUGUCUAUCAGUAGCGUUUUCUUUACUGCUGACCCGAUCGUUGUCAAUACGCUACAUAAUCAAUGUUAAUUUUAUUGCGCCUUUUAAGUCUUGAAAUGUAUUUGAUAACCAAUUACUGUGACACGUUUUAUCAUGCAUGACAUCAACAUUCUUUGUUAUUCUGUCGCUGCUGGAGUUCAAGAUUUCUCAUUUCUACUGAGAGUACAUUGUUUUACAAUUUGUAUGUACAUUUAUGUUCACGACUUUUUAUCCGAUGAAGUUUCUAUGAUUCCAAAGCAUAGACCAUUAUUAUUGUUAUCAAAAUCUUACAAAAUCUUUUUAAUACCUAAUUAUUGUUAUUCACUUUGAUUACAUGUUUAGAUGCUAAUAAAAUCAACAUUUUAGGUUUUUUAACUCGUACUACUAGCAUUCCAUCAUCAAACCUUUAACUCCAGCAACUACGGAAUUUGUUAAGAGUUCUUGUACUGUGCCUUGUUCGGCUUAUUUUCCCUCGAUAUCAUGCAAUUUAAUUAACCACAUUAUUUAUGAGCUUGAUUGUAAUCCGUUAUGUUCACUUGUUUAAGGUGAUUAAAAUGUGCUGUAAUAAAUGUGUAUUUGC
Messenger RNA from Mizuhopecten yessoensis (Yesso scallop), 2196 nucleotides. Its product is annotated as serine/threonine-protein kinase kin-29-like. The transcript has a single exon. Bases 144 to 1433 code for a protein of 429 amino acids. Gene Ontology annotation, molecular function: ATP binding; protein kinase activity. Lineage: Eukaryota; Metazoa; Mollusca; Bivalvia; Pectinida; Pectinidae. The record is from RefSeq and is a predicted model, not a curated record. Gene Ontology annotation, biological process: protein phosphorylation.